AUGCGUGAUGUAAAGAAUGUAAAAAGAGUGAAGACGCACUCUGACGACGUGGUCACCGCUGGACGGUCACGCACCGAGCCAGUUCACUCUCAGACGAGAGAUAGCUGUGGCGAUAGUAAAACUUUAAUCACUGGGUUUAUUUCCCUGUCACUCUUGUUCUCUACUGAUUGUACCGCGCCCUUAUUGUACCGCGCCCUUAUUGUACCGCACCCUUAUUGUACCGCGCCCUUAUUGUACCGCACCCUUAUUGUACCGCGCCCUUAUUGUACCGCGCCCUUAUUGUACCGCGCCCUUAUUGUACCGCGCCCUUAUUGUACCGCACCCUUCUUGUACCGCACCCUUCUUGUACCGCGCCCUUAUUGUACCGCGCCCUACCGCGCCCUUAUUGUACCGCACCCUUAUUGUACCGCACCCUUCUUGUACCGCACCCUUCUUGUACCGCGCCCUUAUUGUACCGCACCCUUAUUGUACCGCGCCCUUAUUGUACCGCGCCCUUAUUGUACCGCGCCCUUAUUGUACCGCGCCCUUAUUGUACCGCGCCCUUAUUGUACCGCGCCCUUAUUGUACCGCACCCUUAUUGUACCGCACCCUUCUUGUACCGCGCCCUUCUUGUACCGCGCCCUUAUUGUACCGCGCCCUUAUUGUACCGCGCCCUUAUUGUACCGCACCCUUAUUGUACCGCACCCUUCUUGUACCGCACCCUUCUUGUACCGCGCCCUUCUUGUACCGCGCCCUUAUUGUACCGAGCCCUUAUUGUACCGAGCCCUUAUUGUACCGCGCCCUUAUUGUACCGCGCCCUUAUUGUACCGCGCCCUUAUUGUACCGCGCCCUUAUUGUACCGCGCCCUUAUUGUACCGCACCCUUAUUGUACCGCGCCCUUAUUGUACCGCACCCUUCUUGUACCGCACCCUUAUUGUACCGCACCCUUCUUGUACCGCACCCUUCUUGUACCGCUCCCUUCUUGUACCGCGCCCUUAUUGUACCGCACCCUUCUUGUACCGCACCCUUAUUGUACCGCGCCCUUAUUGUACCGCGCCCUUAUUGUACCGCGCCCUUAUUGUACCGCGCCCUUAUUGUACCGCGCCCUUAUUGUACCGCACCCUUAUUGUACCGCGCCCUUAUUGUACCGCGCCCUUAUUGUACCGCGCCCUUAUUGUACCGCACCCUUAUUGUACCGCGCCCUUAUUGUACCGCGCCCUUAUUGUACCGCGCCCUUAUUGUACCGCGCCCUUAUUGUACCGCACCCUUAUUGUACCGCGCCCUUAUUGUACCGCGCCCUUAUUGUACCGCGCCCUUAUUGUACCGCGCCCUUAUUGUACCGCACCCUUAUUGUACCGCGUACCGCCCCUUAUUGUACCGCGCCCUUAUUGUACCGCACCCUUCUUGUACCGCGCCCUUAUUGUACCGCGCCCUUAUUGUACUGCACCCUUCUUGUACCGCACCCUUCUUGUACUGCACCCUUCUUGUACCGCACCCUUCUUGUACCGCACCCUUCUUGUACCGCACCCUUCUUGUACCGCACCCUUCUUGUACCGCACCCUUCUUGUACCGCACCCUUCUUGUACCGCACCCUUCUUGUACCGCACCCUUCUUGUACCGCACCCUUCUUGUACCGCACCCUUCUUGUACCGCACCCUUCUUGUACUGCACCCUUCUUGUACCGCACCCUUCUUGUACUGCACCCUUCUUGUACUGCACCCUUCUUGUACCGCACCCUUCUUGUACCGCACCCUUCUUGUACCGCACCCUUCUUGUACCGCACCCUUCUUGUACCGCACCCUGCUUGUACCGCACCCUUCUUGUACCGCACCCUUCUUGUACCGCACCCUUCUUGUACUGCACCCUUCUUGUACCGCACCCUUCUUGUACCGCACCCUUCUUGUACCGCACCCUUCUUGUACUGCACCCUUCUUGUACCGCACCCUUCUUGUACUGCACCCUUCUUGUACUGCACCCUUCUUGUACCGCACCCUUCUUGUACCGCACCCUUCUUGUACCGCACCCUUCUUGUACCGCAACCUUCUUGUACUGCACCCUUCUUGUACCGCACCCUUCUUGUACCGCACCCUUCUUGUACCGCGCCCUUCUUGUACCGCACCCUUCUUGUACCGCACCCUUCUUGUACCGCGCCCUUAUUGUACCGCACCCUUCUUGUACCGCACCCUUCUUGUACCGCGCCCUUAUUGUACCGCACCCUUCUUGUACCGCACCCUUCUUGUACCGCGCCCUUAUUGUACCGCACCCUUCUUGUACCGCACCCUUCUUGUACCGCGCCCUUAUUGUACCGCACCCUUCUUGUACCGCACCCUUCUUGUACCGCGCCCUUAUUGUACCGCACCCUUCUUGUACCGCACCCUUCUUGUACCGCGCCCUUAUUGUACCGCACCCUUCUUGUACCGCACCCUUCUUGUACCGCACCCUUCUUGUACCGCACCCUUCUUGUACCGCACCCUUCUUGUACCGCGCCCUUAUUGUACCGCACCCUUCUUGUACCGCACCCUUCUUGUACCGCACUCUUCUUGUACCGCACCCUUCUUGUACCGCACCCUUGCCAACACUCCAGCG
Messenger RNA from Procambarus clarkii (red swamp crayfish), 2565 nucleotides. The record is from RefSeq and is a predicted model, not a curated record. Lineage: Eukaryota; Metazoa; Arthropoda; Malacostraca; Decapoda; Cambaridae.